Molecule: messenger RNA, 1824 nt
Organism: Rhagoletis zephyria (snowberry fruit fly)
Lineage: Eukaryota; Metazoa; Arthropoda; Insecta; Diptera; Tephritidae
Source: RefSeq, a predicted model, not a curated record
AUGUCAAUUUUCAGCAAAUUAAAAACGAAAACAAAGAAAUUAAUUCCAGUUCUUGUCCAAACGAUGGACGCACAGCUGGAAUUUGAAAUUGACAAGAAUGCAAUGGGAAGAGAUCUCUUUGAUCUGGUCACAAGAACGAUAGGCCUAAGAGAGGUUUGGUAUUUCGGCCUUCAGUUUGUCGAUUCCAAGGGCUUCAUCAGCUGGUUGAAGAUGGACAAAAAGAUAUGUGAUCAGGACAUUGCCUGGAGCAAGAUUGCCGAAGAUAGCCGGAAGAAGGUCGCCUACGAUGCAGUAAUGUCUUUUCUCUUUUUGGCCAAAUUUUUCCCCGAAGACGUUGCCGAAGAGCUGAUACAAGAAGUGACGCAGCAUCUCUUCUUUCUACAAGUCAAACAGUCUAUUCUCAACAUGGACAUAUUUUGUCCUCCAGAAGCUAGUGUUUUACUUGCAAGCUAUGCCGUACAGGCCAAAUACGGUGACUGCACCGAAGUAUACCAAAGGUUAGGGAAACUUGACGUUGAAGAGUUGCUACCUCAGCGUGUCAUUGAUCAGUACCAAAUGACUCCUCAAAUGUGGGAGGAGAAGAUCCGCAUCUGGUAUGAAGACCAUAAAGGCAUGAGUCGAGAUGAAGCAGAAAUGGAGUACCUCAAAAUUGCUCAGGAUCUUGAAAUGUACGGCGUCAACUACUUUUUAAUUAGCAACAAGAGAAAUAGUGAUUUGUGGCUUGGAGUGACUGCAAUAGGGCUAAACAUUUACGAAAGCAACAACAAGCUCAGUCCCCAGAUUACUUUUCCAUGGAGUGAAAUCGGCUCUGUUAGGACUGUCGAUAAAAAGUUCACCAUAAAGCCCAUUGACAAGACAAACACGCCCAAUUUUCACCUGUACUCUUCCAAAGCGCGUCUAAAUAAGCUCAUUUUAGAUUUGUGCAUUGGAAAUCAUGACUUGUUCAUGCGUCGUCGGAAGCCCGACUCGAUUGAACUGCAACAGAUGAAAGCACAAGCAAGAGAAGAGAAAGCUCGACGACAACUUGAACGGGCUCGGCUGUUACGAGAGAAAGAGCUUCGGGAGGAUGCAGAAAAAGAGCGAACAGCAUUGGAGCAAAAGUUAAUGCGGAUCCAGGAGGAGGCACACGUCACACAGGAAGCUCUGCGUCGAAAUGAAGAAACGACAGAGCUGCUUGCAGAAAAGGCCCGUCUGGCUGAAGAGGAGGCAAUGCUGCUCUCACAAAAGGCAGCUGAAGCUGAAGCAGAGAUACAACGGGUGAAAAUAAGUGCCAUCAAAACGGAAGAGGAGAAACACGUAAUAGCCAGAAAGGCCGAGGAAGCCGAACUACUUGCCACAACCCUAGUCGAAGAAAGUGAUCGCCAAGCCAAAGAAGCCGACCAGCUUCGAGACGAGCUUUACAAGGCCAAAGUGUCGGAGCAGCAAGCCAAAGAUAAGCUGAUCAUUGUGCUGAAGAGCUUACAUCACGGCAGUGCCACACACCUGCCCCCAGCUCCUACGCCGCCAACAAAUCCUGCUGAUCAUACUGCCUCAGACGAGUAUUCGCAUGAUUUCGUCAACUCGUUCUCCGACACUGAUCUGGAGAAACUUCAGUUUGAAGUGGAGAAGGAGCGCAUUGAGUACCUGCAAAAGUCCAAGCAUUUACAGGAGCAGCUCAAAGAACUAAAGUCGGAAAUACAAGUAUUAAAGGUGGCGGAAAACAUGACCGAUCUCGAUCGAAUUCACGAGGAGAAUGUAGAUAAGGGCGAAACUAAGUACUCCACACUGAAGAGGACAAAGUCGGGCACUACCAAGGCGCGCGUCGCCUUCUUUGAGGACCUCUGA